ACAGACAAUGGGCUGCAUCCCAAUUUGGGAUGUGCAUGGAUUCAGCAAGGCCGGAAACUCUGCAACUCUCUGGUUAUCUGAUACCUCUAUUCGAAUGAAAUGCGAUAUAUUAGAAAUCACUAAUUCGUAGCUUUCCAAGAUAAACAGUGUCUAUUUUUGAGGCUUAAUCUUAAGACCACAGGCAAUAGUUUCAUUUGUUUUCUGCAUUUUACACGGUCACAAUCAACCAAACAAAAACCAGGCAGAGCGAUGGAUUCGCGAGUUAGUACUGCACGCUUUGUCAUUGUUCUAACCAUCUUUCUUAUCAAAGGCCAAGCGAUUGGUUUAGAUGGCGUUCACGUAUUUGCAUCACAUGGGUUCCAUGAAAUACAAGAGUCGAUAUCAAGCAGGAUUGACCCGUUUUCUAAUGAGUUCCUACAAGGUUCAUCAAAGAUCGCUGACCUCAAAAGCUCUUCAGGAGAACAUCUUUCAGAACUGAGUUCUUURCAGAGAGUGCGUAAACGCAGGGAUGUGGUCAGCGGUGGCCUACAAGUGCAGGGUCUCUCGGCCAGUCAGGGCUGUAAUGGCAUCAUAUUGGAAUGGGAUGCAUUGCCUCUACCUUACAGCGCCAAACUCCAAUACGUCAGCUCUGAGUUCAAACAUUUCAACGUGUAUCGCAGUAACUCAUUCUUCAGUGACGUCACGGGUAUGGCACCUCAUGCGUCUGGAGUAACGGAUCCAAGACUUCGUGCAGUCGAUAAUAGACGUUGGAUAGAUUUUUAUCCACCACCUAUGGCGAACUGGUUCUAUGCUGUCACGAUUGUGGACGGCAAAGGAAGGGAACAGACGAGGGUCGCUGCUAAAAAGGUAAUAUUUGUAGGAGCCAUAGAAAAAGAAGGAAAGCCGUUUCUUAUGAUUCCUUCAGUUCUACGUGGCCGAGCGAUGCACCACAGUGUGGCGUUUAACCCCAACAGAAAUGAAUAUCUUGUAGCCUUCGACUGGGACAUGAAUCAUGAUGGUACAUCAGAUCACUUGUAUGCUGCUAGACUCGAUCAGGCUGGUAAAAUCGUCGACAAGAAAGUGCUCAACUUUUCAGCUAGCAUUCCAGGUUGGGUUAGCGGUGAGCAAGGCUGGCCAGCGGUUGCAUUCAAUCCCUCAAGUAAUGAAUACCUUGUUCUCUUCCAUUUUCGUUCAACAAAACAUUUUUCGAAUAGACACGUUAUUCUCGCUCAAAGAAUCUUGGCUGCACAAAGUGAAAGAGCUGCUUCACCUUCGGUCACUGCCACGGCUGACGGUGCAGAUAUCAAAGAACCAAAACUGCUCUACAAUCCAAAAACUGGUGGUUACGUGGCUUCAGUAGUCGUUACCAAACCCAAGAAAGACGUUAUUGGACUAUUUCUCGAUAAAAAUGGAAAAGUAGCGAAAGUUGGUCAAGUCUGUAGUUUCCGUUACGAUGCAUAUGAACACAAUUUGUUUCAUGACUCGAAGCGGGAUGAGUUCUACUUUACUUGUACAAUAGAAAAUAAAGGAACUAUUGCAAACCCUCAGCUUGAAACACGACCUUUCAUGGUUUUGAUGACAAAAAUGGACGCAUUUGGUGUUCAUGCGUCAAAUACACCUUCUAGUGGGACCAAGACACUGAUAGGCUACUCCAACAAACGACACACUAGACACGAAGGAUAUUACAACCAAAAGACAGACAGGUUAGUGAUGUUCUGGGAAGAUCUUAAAAAUGGGAAAAACACGUUAUCAUCAUCAUCUCUACUCAUGACCAGAGCACUUUUCUUGCUGGAAGUCGGCAAGUACGACUGUCAUCUUGACCGAGAAGUAAAAACCCCGGUGCUCCUGCCUAUGCCGAUAUCCGGUGGACAUUAUCUUUUAUGGCAAGAAAGAAGCCAGUUAUCGUGGAGUAUAGGGGGACAGCUCAUGAAAGAUGGCAACUUCAGGCUAACCAGUGGAAUCCAAAAGAACCCUACUGUAGUGUACAAUGUCAAUAGGGACAUGGGGUUUGUGGUUUGGCAAGAAGAUGUUGGAAGACAAGUCAAGCUAAUAGGAAGACACUUUACUUAUUCGUCUUCUCAUACAUGCUCGUCAGCUUGCCCACCAAAUCAAAGAUGUGUUCAACAAAAUACCUGCGAUUCAGACCGCUGCUCAUCCAACAAUGGUGGUUGCAGUCACAAGUGCCAGGUCAAGGCCGGUGGUUUGUUGACUCAGUGCAUUUGCCCAAAAGACAUGGAGCUGGAUGCUGACCAGAAAACAUGCAUUAACAAUUUGCCUUGUAGAGGGAUGACCCCCAUGAAGAAUCCGCUGACAAGUCAAGAUAUGUACUGUGGGAGAGGACCCUUGCAUGUUGAUUGUCUAGAAGGUUCAUACUGCCAUAUUCAUCCUACAGACAAAUUCGCCAAGUGUUGCCCAGACCUUCUUCCAGGGUAUGCAAUUCUAGUUGCAAGUCAAAAUACCAUCUGGAAAGCAGUCAUCAAUGAAAACCAACAAAAAGCUAAUGUUAGUAGAAUGCCGUUCACACAAGGAUUCAUGCAGGUUGUUGCUAUUGCAUAUGAUCCAAAAGAAAAGCGUAUGUACUGGUCUGACGUCAUGGGACAGACUAUAAAACGAGCAUUGAUGGACGGAACAGGCGAGGAGACUAUUCUAAGGUCCAAUGUACACACACCAGAUGGAUUAUAUCUUGAUACGGUUGACCGUGAACUGUAUUGGACCGACGCUGGACAGGAAACAAUCGAGAAAUCCAAACUUGAUGGUUCAGGAAGACGCGUUUUGGUAAAUAAAGGGCUUGAUCAACCUAGAGCAAUAGUACUAUAUAAAAAGCGAAGACAAAUGUAUUGGACUGACUGGGGGAAAAUUCCAAAGAUUGAAAGAAGUUUGGAAGACGGUACGACUCGAGAAACCAUUGUUACUAGAGGUUUAGGCUGGCCCAACGGUCUUGCAAUUGACGAAGAUCUUAGACAGUUAUACUGGGCAGACGCUAAAGUUGACAAGAUAGAAACCAGUGACCUGGAGGGCAGGAACAGACGUGUGCUAGUGGGAGGCGACAAAGCCAAACAUCCAUUCUCAAUAGGAAUUCUCAACAAUCGAUUGUUUUGGAGCGACUGGGAAAAGGAGGGCGUUCAGAGUGUGGACAAACAAACGGGAAAAGACUACGCAGAAAUAUUAAAUGGUUUGGAAAACCCCAAAGGAAUGUUUCUCUUUAUGACAGAGUCGCAACCCCUCAACACGUGCCCCGACCCAGGUCGUCCAAACAAUGGAAACCGAUUUCCAGCCCCAGGUCCCACUGGCCGUUAUGACGUUGGAGUUUCGUUAAUAUUCACUUGCAACCCAGGCUACACUUUGAUUGGCCCUAUAAAUCGGCAAUGCAAGAGAACAGGCAAAUGGAGUAGAAAAGUCACCGAAUGUGUUGCACCUCCAUUUCUAACAGCCACGCCAAUCAACACAACUGUAGACGAGGGUAAAGCUGCCGUCCUACGAUGUUCUUCAUCAAUAGAUAGAUCACACCCUAUACAGGUCCAAUGGUUUAAAAAUGGAUCCCCAUUGGCACCUGACCCAGACAUACGUUACCAUGUGGCUUUUACUGGUCACCUGAUUUUUUCUCUAACACGAUACAGUGAUCGGGGCCUUUAUAAAUGUGUUGCUCAAAACAAAGGUGGCAAAGUUAGUGCUACAGCCCACCUUAAAGUGAGAGGGUCUGUCAAACUAAAAGAAUGUGGUCGGCCUGGAUUCAACACACGUGCACGUAUCAUAGGAGGCCGUCGAGCAGAUCGAGGUGCUCACCCAUGGCAAGUCAUGCUGUGGAAUAAGUUAGACAAGAGACACUUUUGUGGAGGAACACUCAUUACAGAUCGAUGGCUGGUAACUGCUGCACACUGUGUACAUGCCAAACUCUUAUUCCCGUCAAAUAUCAAGAUUCGUUUGGGUAAACAUGUACGCACCAGAACUGAACGUAAUGAACAGUCAAUGAAUGCAGACAUGAUCAAAAUUCAUCCCAACUACAACGCCAUGGAUCGCACGUAUGAUUCGGAUAUUGCUUUAGUCCGAACUUCGAAGAAAGUUAUCUUUACCGACUAUAUUCAGCCUAUUUGUCUUCCGACGAAAGAGCAAGACUUUCAGCUCAUGAGAGUUAAUACUUCAGGAGUGAUUAGUGGCUGGGGAAGCAGGAAAGUAUUCAGGGAUUCAGCUCGUAGGCUAUACGAAGCUGGCGUACCAAUCGUGAGCACAUCUGCAUGUAAAGCGUCUCAUCCAGCUUACAUCAUUACACCCAACAUGUUCUGUGCUGGGCAGAAAAAUAGUUCUCUUGGUGACGCAUGCCAAGGAGAUUCAGGAGGUCCGUUUUCUGUAAACAGCCCGCUUCCUUCUAAACGAAAUGUCAAAAGACACGUACUUCUCGGCGUGAUUUCAUGGGGAGAUGGGUGCGGUCACUAUGGAAAAUAUGGCGUGUACACACGGGUAACGAAUUUUGUAGAUUGGAUUAUGAAUGAAAUAGACUAGUACCAAAAACUAACGAUAUAAUCUAGGCAAUAACACGGCUAAUAAAGAAUGUCACGAGUCUUUUGUAACAAAAGGACAAAUAAAAACCAAUAGCUUUGCAUUGCAUUACUUUAACAUUACUAGACGACCAAUUAGCCAUUCCGAGGAUGAAGAUAAAACUUGGUUGAGUUGGCAUUGCAGUGCACUUCAAGGCUGAAAAAAAUAUUGAGGACGAAAUAGAGUGCAAACAAUAUAACUUAAAAAAGUCUCAAAGUGCUCUUGAAUACCAACUCAAUCCAGUUGUGGGUCACUUUGCAUAAAUACAAUAGCUUGUUAUCCUCCACUGCACUUAGACUAUUGUGAUACUGUAAACUGAUCUUCAAAUUCGAUGCAAAUGAGCCAAACUGUAAUGSUUCAGUUUAUGGGUCAUAAGAAACCAGUGAACAGAAUCAGGGGCAUAGCUGGGUCUUGUUCAUAGGGGUAGAGAUAAUGUAACAGGUGGGGUGGGGGGCAGAAGAGGGAUCCCCUCACUUUGUCCCUGAAUAGAAUAGAUUUCAUCUUAAUAGUUUUGCAAAUCUUGAAACUUCAAGUAAUUUAAAUUUGUAAUUCUUUUAURAAAGAAAUAAAGAACUUCACAUGA
Actinia tenebrosa (Australian red waratah sea anemone) is the source of this 5095-nucleotide messenger RNA. RefSeq lists its product as uncharacterized. NCBI's taxonomy places the organism in Eukaryota, Metazoa, Cnidaria, Anthozoa, Actiniaria, Actiniidae. Gene Ontology annotation, cellular component: plasma membrane. Gene Ontology annotation, molecular function: Wnt-protein binding; Wnt receptor activity; serine-type endopeptidase activity. Gene Ontology annotation, biological process: canonical Wnt signaling pathway; proteolysis. The record is from RefSeq and is a predicted model, not a curated record.